AGCAGUGGCAGGUAAUGGAGGAUCUGGGCAAGGAGGGAAGAAAAGCAGUAAAUCACAGAAAAAUUCAAAGCCUCAAGCUCAGCCCUAUUCCAAGGCUCAGCCGAAACUCCAGCCCCAACCCCAACCUUUUGAACCAAUAGUGCCUGAAGGACUGGAUCCAGAAGAGUUAAGGAAACUGAAGAAAAGACAGAAGAAAGAGAGGCAGAGGUUGAAAAGGCAGCAAGAGCAGAUGCAAGAACAGGAAAAGGGUCAAUUACAGCAACUGGAGAUACAGAAGCAGCAAGAGUUUCUAAGGCAGCAGCAAGAGCAAAUUCACCAGCAGCAGCUAGCCCUGCAGCGGCAACAGGAGCAACUCAUCAAGCAGCAGCAACAACAGCAACAGCAAACACAAAACAGUAAUUCAAAGAAAAAUAAAAAGAAAAACAAAGGAGGGAAAAAUGUAACUAAUAGCAAUAAUAAUAAUAAUAAGAAUAGUGGAAACAAAGGUAAUAGUAAUGGAGUGUCUGCUUUGGUGUAUGAUGGAGACAAUAUGGCUCAGUCAUUUAACCUGCCUCCAGGAGUAACCAUAAAUAAGGUAGCUGGACAGCCAGGAAUGGUUACAAUAUCCAAUAAUAUGGGAGGUGCCUUUUCACAACCUUUCUUACCAAAUCCAAACAUUUAUCCUAGUGCAGUUGUCCAGGGCUUCCCAAUGUCUGUAGCAAAAAAUUCACAGUUACCUAAUUCCUACAACAGUGCCCAUACUCCAAGUCUCAGUUGGAAUAGUGCUAUAGAUAAAGCUGGUAGUUACCCAGAUAAGGAUAAUGUAAUUGUAGUGGAUACAAACAAUAGCUUCUUAGGAGCAAAUUCAUCACCUAACAGUAAGACUGCAGAUCCAGAGGUGUCUUCUGAAGAAAAAAUUAUGAUGGCUAUCAAAGGCUUAAUUGAGCCGAGUUCUCUCACUGCAUCGCAAAGGAAGAAAUAUAAAAAGAUGAAGAAGGCAAUACAGGAGGAGGAAGAAGAAGAGAGGCAGAAGCAAAAAGAGGAGGAUGAUCUUAUGGACCAGAUGUAUAAUUUGGCUAGCGGGAAUUGGACCAGGAUCAACGAAGAUAAAGCAAACCAUUCACAGGGGAAGAACCAAAGUAAAAAGAGUCAGAAGCAAAAAGAAAACAACAAGAAGCAAGCUUCUCAGACUUCUAACAAUAAACAGAAUGCACAGCAGACUGCAAAGAAUAAUAAACAACAAAUAGCACAGGAGAGCCAUCAGCAAAAACAGAAGCAAAACAGCAAAAAUAAUACUAAACAAAGCAGCAAAGAUAACACCUUGCAGAAUAUAACCAAUCAGCCAAAAAAAGAAUCUGUAUCCAGUGCCAGAGAGAAGGGCAAACAGCAGUCACAUCAUCAAGAGGAGAACAGACAAUCUGGUCAGCAGAAACAGGGGCAGAAGAAAGUGACAGAAAGCCAACAAAAGAAGACCCAGCAGCAGAAACAAGCUCAACAGCAGAAGCAGGACAAGCAAACACACCAUCAACAAAACCAAUCACAGCAUCAGAAGCAGCAACAAAAACAUGAUCAAAAGCAUCACCAGCAACAAAAGAGUAAACAAGAAAAGCAUGGCAUGUUAAACAACCAAAAGGUAGACCCAAACAGCAUUGGAAAUUACCCCAACAGGAUUGGGUAUGACCCCCAAGACAUUGCACAUGAAGCCCGCUAUGCUCAGUACUUAGCCGCCAAUGCCAAUACUCUAGCUAAAAUGAAUUAUAGUACUUACAAUGGCAGCAUUACUGGGGAACAGGGCCAGGAUCAGUAUUUGAUAACAGAAGAAGAAAAGCUCAUCACCAAAAAGAAGAUGAAAAAGAAAGGCAAGAAAGGCCAUCUUGAAGAUAUGACCAUUGAUAGUGUGUUCACCCCAAAGGAUGUUGCUGAGGGAGAAUUAGAUGAAACAGAAAGGGAUGUAGAGGCCUUCAAACGUUUUUGCUUUAAUAAUGUUCCUCGUCACUCUGGAGAAAAACCCAAAGUGAAUUUUAAUGUUAAAGACAUUAUGAUCAAGAAGAGGCCCUGCAAUGGCAACCUUUAAUAUAUGUCAGUCUUUUAGAUACAGUUGUAGUUUUGAAACCAUUAUGAUGAAGUGAAUAUACUUGGUAAAUGUAAAUAGGAGGAUACCAAAAUGAAGUUUGUUCUGAAUUCAGCAGUUCCUUGUGCAAAAUGUAUUUAUUAGUUGUAUAAGUCUGGCAUAUACCACUGACCAGACUUAAUUUCUUUUAAUUAUAUUGCGAAAAAAAUCUUGUGAUGCAAGACAUGUACUUUAGGCAUCAUGAGCAUUGGUACUUGAUUUGAAAGACACCAGUGAUAAUUAAAAAGUAAAUUUCAUUUGUUCUCA
Messenger RNA from Penaeus vannamei (Pacific white shrimp), 2356 nucleotides. The record is from RefSeq and is a predicted model, not a curated record. Lineage: Eukaryota; Metazoa; Arthropoda; Malacostraca; Decapoda; Penaeidae.